Notolabrus celidotus (New Zealand spotty) is the source of this 7236-nucleotide messenger RNA. RefSeq names its product toll-like receptor 7 (gene tlr7). Gene Ontology annotation, biological process: positive regulation of interleukin-6 production; toll-like receptor signaling pathway; defense response to virus. Gene Ontology annotation, cellular component: plasma membrane. The record is from RefSeq and is a predicted model, not a curated record. Gene Ontology annotation, molecular function: pattern recognition receptor activity; protein binding. Lineage: Eukaryota; Metazoa; Chordata; Actinopteri; Labriformes; Labridae.
ACCACAACUCCUCCAGGUGUGUUUUUCUCUACUCUCGACAAGACUCUUUUCUUGAUCUUGAUACUCCAAAGCAACCCUGUCAUGGAAACUUUGUCAUGAACCAUGUUCGCAGCACUAUAUUGCAGAAAGCAAUAAUCAAGUGUUUUCAACCAGUAAACGUAAAGGUUGGAAGAUUGUUAUGUAGUGGUUUUUGACAAAAGGGAAGUGGUGCUGGCUAAAUAUACACAAAAUGGGCUUACCCAGCCAUCUGUUGCCUUCAUCAACUUGGGACCCAUCAUCAAUGUUAUGCUUCUCUCGGCACUUGAUUCACUCAGAGCUCCUAGCAGGACUGCUUUUAAUACUCAGGUGAACAAUGUUCUUCCAUCUGAUGUGUAUGGUGUGGCUGGACCUGUGGUGCUGUCUCUCUACAUCCACAGCCAGCGUUUUUUACCCCAAAACUUUGCCAUGUAAUGUUACUGAGACCAACAAUGGCAGCGUGGUGACAGUUGACUGCACUGAGAGAAGACUCUUGGAUAUCCCCCUUGGCAUCCCCAGAGACACUACCAAUCUGACGCUCACCAUCAACCAUAUCCCAAGAUUAAACUCCACCUCUUUUCGCGGUCUGGAGAACCUGACUGAGAUUGAUAUGAGGUGCAACUGUGUGCCCAUCAAAAUCGGCCCCAAAGACAGAGUGUGCACCGCGGGUUUGACGAUAGAGGGAGAUACUUUCACCAACCUGCUGAAUCUGCAAGCCCUGUAUCUUGAUGGAAAUCAGCUCUCCAGUAUACCCAAAGGUUUGCCUUUAAAUCUGAUCCUGCUGAGUUUGGAAGUCAAUCACAUUGUUGAUAUUUCAAAAGCAAACCUCUCUGAGAUCAGAAAUAUCCAGAUGCUUUACCUGGGUCAGAACUGCUAUUUUCGUAACCCCUGUAAUAUCUCCUAUGAAAUAGAGGAUGGUGCUUUUUUGCAGAUUAAAAAUUUAACAUUGCUAAGUCUGAAGUCCAACAACUUAUUUACUCCACAUCAACUCCCAACAAGCCUCAAGGAGUUGUAUCUUUACAACAAUAACAUUCCCAACAUCACUGAUGAGGAUUUUAAAAACUUAACAAACCUUGAGAUUCUUGAUAUAAGUGGAAACUGUCCUCGCUGUUACAAUGCUCCUUUCCCAUGCACCCCUUGCCCAAAUAAUUCCCCACUCAAUAUCAGCAACGCAGCUUUUAAGAUGUUGACACAGCUCAAGACGCUCCGGCUGCACAGUAACUCCUUGACAUAUGUCCCAUCGGAGUGGUUUGCCACCACAACAGAGCUGAGAGAACUUGAUCUCUCAUCAAAUUUUUUAGCGAGAGAAUUAGGAUUCACCAAAUUCCCACUCUCCCUGGGCAAACUGGAGGAGCUUGACCUUUCAUUUAACUAUGAGCUUCAGAAGUACUCCCAAACACUGAGACUACACCGCAGUUUCUCUUCCCUAAAAUCUCUGAGAGUUCUCAGAAUAAAAGGCUUUGUGUUUCAGCAGCUAGAGCCGGAGAGUAUUGAUCCUCUAAAGCCCCUAAAAAACUUGGAGGUGGUAGAUCUGGGUACAAACUUCAUUAAAAUGGCAAACCUUAGUAUUCUCAUGGAAUUACAAAGCUUUAAAAUCAUCAGUCUCUCUGACAACAAAAUAUCGUCCCCCUCUGAGGGCCAGAAUGUUGUUGGUUUUUCUGGGGUGGAGCCCUUGCAAUGGUCUCCCAUGUCAGGUUCUGCAGAGUACCAAAGUAGGGAAGUGAGAGAGAUUCAUUACUUUAGAUAUGACGAAUAUGCACGCAGCUGCAAAUACAAAGAAAAAGAACUUGGAGUUGUCACAUCCUUUGUCAAUACACAAUGCAGUCUUGGCAAAACCCUGGAUGUCAGUAGAAACAAUAUAUUCUUUUUGCAUUCAAGGUUUUUAAAUCUUAAGGACCUGAGAUGCCUCAAUUUAUCUGGGAACGCAAUGAGCCAAAGUCUGAAUGGCUCUGAAUUCACCUAUCUGUCUCAAUUAAAAUACCUUGACUUCUCGUCAAAUCGCCUUGACCUGCUGUACUCCACAGCAUUUCAAGAGCUGACAAGUCUGGUCAUCUUGGAUAUCAGUAAAAACAACCAUUAUUUUGAGUCAGAGGGUGUAACUCACAUGCUUAACUUCACCAAAAAUUUGAACCUUAAAGUACUGUUGAUGAACCACAACCAGAUCUCAACUUCCACUAACACAGAAAUGGAGAGUGAAUCUCUGGAGAGGUUAGAGUUUAUAGAUAACCGGUUAGAUAUGAUGUGGAGAGAUGGAGACACCAGAUAUUGUAAUUAUUUCAAGAAGUUGGUUAGUCUGAUUGUACUCGACAUAUCUACUAACAAUCUCAAUUUCAUUCCAGAGGAAGUGUUUAGUGGUUUGCCUGACAAACUGUCUGAGCUCUAUAUCAGAGACAAUAAACUGACCAGGUUCGAAUGGGGGAAGCUACAUCUUCUGCAUUCUUUGCAAGUCUUAGAUCUAAGCGAAAACAGAUUAACUACUGUUCCACAUGUUCUUUCCAACUGUACCCAAUCUCUCCAGAAGCUCAUCUUACAUAAGAAUCAAAUUGUAAAACUCACGACAGAUUUCCUCAAGAAUGCCUACAACUUAAAAUACCUUGAUCUUAGUUUUAACAGCAUACAGUACAUCGACAAAUCAAGCUUUCCAGAUGAUGUCAUUGAUCACAUGACCACAUUGCUAUUAGACAACAACAAAUUCCAGUGCACUUGCAAUGCCACUUGGUUCAUCAAAUGGCUCAACAGCACCACAGUGACAAUCCCCAAACUCGCCACAGAUGUCACCUGUGAGAGUCCAGCACAAAGGGGUCACCCGGUCAUCUCAGUGGACCUGCUAGCCUGCCAGCACAACUACCUGUCCAUCAUCCUCUACACCCUCAUGACUUCCCUCAUCCUCAGCUUCCUCACCCUGUCCGUCUCCAGUCACCUCUUCCUGUGGGACGUUUGGUACAUCUACCACUUCUGCAGGGCCAAGCUCAAAGGCUACAUGCGCCUGUCCUCCCAAAGCUCCGUCUACGAUGCCUUUGUGAUAUAUGACAAAGAGGAUCCUGCCGUGUCAGAGUGGGUGUUGAAGGAAAUGUGCUUCCACUUGGAGGACCGAGGUGAUCGUCCACUGACGCUGUGUCUGGAAGACCGGGACUGGAUUCCUGGGUGUCCCCUGAUUGACAACCUUUCACAGAGCAUCCACAAAAGCAAUAGGACCGUGUUCAUUCUGACCAGCAGGUAUAUCAAAAGUGGGAACUUCAAGACGGCUUUCUACAUUGCCCACCAGAGGCUAAUGGAUGAAAAGGAUGAUGUGAUUGUACUGAUCUUCUUGGAGAAAGUGCAGUGCAAUUCAAAGUACUUGAGACUGAGGAAGCGACUAUACAAGCGGUCAGUGCUGGAGUGGCCCACAAACCCUCAAGCUCAGCCUUACUUCUGGUUCACUCUGAGGAGUGUAUUAGCGACAGAGAGUCACAAACAGUACAACAACCUGUUUAAAGAGACACUGUGAAUACAACAAUACACUGUCAUGACAGGUUCCUCUGAGUUUUAUUUGUCUGAAUGAAAUUAUCUGGGAAUUACAUAACAUCUAAAAGGGGGGGAAUGUGUUACUGAAUAUUUUUUGUGUAUACUUUGAAUUCUCUGUUCCCUUUUACUCAUUAAAGAAGUGGCUGGCAUGCUUCGAAAAUCAAAAAUUAUAAGUUACAUUCUGUUCAGGCGGUCGAUGAAACUGCCAGCAAAUUUCAAAACAGGGAAGUGAGACUGAUGCACUUCCUCGCUCACAUGCUGCCUCUGUGCCCUAACUGUUGUUGUGAGAAACGCACAGUUCAUUGCUGCUUUAAUUGGCUUCAGAAACAGAUGGCUCUUUUUAAUGCAUAUUGUUGAUGUGUGAGUGAACAUCACAGAGGUUAUACUUUUGGAAACAACCUGUUUUUCAAAGCUAUCCUUUCAGGAUAUUAAGGAACCAAUACAGUGCAUGCACGAUGACCUUCAAAUGUUGGGUGCACCUCCUCCUGCUCUGUCUGUGUUGUCAUCAUGUACCUGCUGCUAGAAAACCUGAAUGGAUGAGACCACAGUUCCCAUGUGAGGUCACCACAUACAACUCCUCUUGUAUCCUGUUUGACUGUAAAUGGCGUAACCUGAAAAAAGUACCUUUUGGAAUAACAAGUAAUGCAACCGACCUCGACUUGUCAGAGAACUCCAUUAAGAAUAUUUCUGCUGAUUCUUUUUCUCACCUGCUGAACCUGACUCGACUCAACCUCGGCUUGGCAAACCAGGGGGAAAAAGUGAUCGUUGCUGCGGAUGCUUUCAAAAAUCUGACAAAACUACGGUUCCUGGGACUGUCAGGAAAUAGUCUGACUGAAACUCCUGGCAAUCUUCCUGAUAGUGUGGAGCUCCUUGAGCUGGACAGUAACAAGAUCAUCAGGCUGGAUGACAGGAGCUUCGCUGGCUUAACAAACGUGACACAUUUAUCUUUAUGUAGAAACUGCUACUUCUGGAAUCCUUGUGGGAAAUACUUCACUGUUGUUGACGAUAGUUUUAGAGUUAUGACUAAACUUGAAUUUCUGGACUUGUCCUAUAACAACAUAACUAAAGUUCCCAAAAGGUUACCUCCAUCAUUGAAAACUUUAAAGCUGGGUACGAACAGAAUACAGUACAUUUCUGAAGAUGAUUUUUUUGGGCUGCCAAAUUUGACAGACCUCCAUAUACAAGGGAACUGUCCAAGAUGUCACAAUGCUCCAUACCCCUGUGUGCCUUGCCAAAACAUUUCUAUUGACAUCCAUCCAAAUGCUUUUCAUGGUUUACCACAGCUUGAGGGUCUAGCCAUGGGAGGAAACUCCCUGACCCACGUGAAAUCGUCCUGGUUUGAGAGGUUGACAAAGCUUAGGGUGUUAAUCCUGUCAUUUAACCUCUUGUUCGACGUAAUUACCAAAGAGGCAACAUUUCUCCAAUACCUUCCCAAGCUGGAAAAACUAGAUCUCUCAUUUAACUUUGCUUCAAAGUGCUAUCCUAAAUCUGUAAGACUUGCUAAAGAGUUUUCAAAUCUGGUGUCACUUCGAACUUUGCACAUGGAGGGUUUGGUCUUCCAGAAUAUUGGGCCGGACACACUCAGAGCUCUGUACGGGAUGAAAAAUCUGUCCGCCUUAAACUUAGGGACUAACUUCAUUAUUCACUCAGAGUCAACAAUAUUUCAAAAUCUGUCCCACCUGAAAUUGAUUUACCUAGCUGAGAACAGGCUGUAUCCAACAACAGUGACAACUGCCCCACUUUCAUGCGCUGGAAACAAUCAGGAGUCAGACUUUUCUACCUCACCGCUCAUAGGACAUCCAAAGAUCAAUCAUAUGAGUUGACACACGGCCUUAUCCAACAAGAGUGCUUUGACGCUGGACGAGUGAUCAUCCUCAGCUCAAAUAAUCUCUUCUUCAUUUCUCCAAAGCAGUUUGAGCACUAUGGAAACAUUUCAUGUCUCAACCUGUCAGGGAAUGGGUUUUCGGCAGCACUUAACGGCACAGAGUUCACCUCGCUUCCCAAUCUGACAUACCUGGACUUGUCAUAUAAUAAGAUUGAUCUGGCCUAUGACUACGCCUUCAAUGAACUGAAAAAACUACAAGUUCUAGAUCUCAGUCACAAUUCUCACUACUUUACAGCAUACGGGGUGACACUCAAUUUGAAUUUUACUCAAAACCUGCCUGCCCUAAGAGUUCUGAAUAUGAGUCAUAACUUAAUUUCCACAUUAACAACAAAACGCAUGUACAGCACGUCUUUAACAGAACUUCGCUUUACGUAUAAUUAUCUGGGCACUCUUUGGAAGGAAAAUGAGAACGCCUAUAAGAUGCUUUUCACCAAUCUUACUAAUCUCACAAUUUUAGACAUAUCUUACAACAACAUCACAAAGAUUCCAGACAACGUGUACGAAUAUUUACCACGCAACCUCACCAAACUACUUAUCAACAACAACAGACUCACUGAUUUCAUAUGGGACCGACUGGCACGUUUCCCUCAACUUGAGACUUUAGACUUGAGCUCUAACUCUUUAACUAAUGUAACGGGUUCAGACUCGAACAUCACGCAAACUUUGACAUUCCUUGACUUGAGUCAUAACAACAUUUUCCAGUUGGACGAUGGAUUUCUAAAUGGUGUAAAAAGCCUCAAGUCGCUAAGUCUUAGUGGCAACAAACUGACCAUCAUCAACCGAACCACCUACCAUAUGUGGUCUGGAAGUCAGAUUGAGAGUCUGCUCUUACAGGAAAACCCGUUCCAGUGUACUUGUGAUUCAUUCAAUUUCAUUCUGUGGAUUCAGAGCACUGAUGUAAAGAUCCCUAGACUGUCCACUGCCGUGACGUGUGACACACCAGCAAAUCAGAAGGGUCAAGCUCUGGUGAAAUUUAACAUUAACCAGUGUGUGAACAACAGUGAAGCGUUCCUGAUCUACAUGCUCACAAAUUCCUUUAUUAUCAUUCUUAUGUUUGUUGCAACACUUGUUCACUUGUUCUACUGGGAUGCCUCCUAUGUCCUGCACUACAUGAAAGCUAAGAUUAAGGGAUACAGGUCUCUGAACUCACUUAAAAGUGCUUAUGACGUCUUUGUGAUUUACGACACCAGAGAUCCGCAUGUGACUGAGUGGGUGAUGAAGAACCUGCGAGUGAAACUGGAAGAGGAAGGGGAGAAGCAUCUUCCUCUGUGUCUGGAGGAGCGGGACUGGCCCCCAGGGGUCCCACUCAUAGACAACCUCACGCAGAGCAUUCGAUACAGCCGCAAGACCCUCUUUGUCUUAACAGAGGACUACGUUAAGACUGGGGUUUUUAAGCUGGCUAUGUAUCUGGCUCACCAGCGCCUGCUUGAUGAAAAUGUUGAUGUGAUAGUGCUGCUGAUGCUGGAGCCUGUCCUGCAGCGCUCUCAUUUCCUGCGCCUUAGGAGGCGACUGUGUGGGAAAAGCAUUGUGGAGUGGCCAAGAACAGCUGCUGCAGAGCCUUGGUUUUGGCAAAAUCUGAGGAGUGUGGUGAGAGUAGACAAUCAGGUGAUAUACAACAAGACAUAUUCAAGGUACUUCACCAACAACUGACGCAGGGAUGAAGAUGAGCUGGCUCAAUAAUGUAAAAACUGUUGUUUUCUAUUAAAGCUGAUGCGAUUCUGUACAGUUUUUGUCAAAAUUGUGUUAUAAUCAUCCGCUGAUACAGUCACAUUUACUGAAUUUCUAUAUUUUGUUUGAAAAGGUUUCUGAAUAAAUCAUCACAUUAAUUCUGA